Mya arenaria is the source of this 763-nucleotide messenger RNA. RefSeq names its product protein THEM6-like. The transcript is spliced from 3 exons. The coding region runs from base 40 to 639 and encodes 199 amino acids. The record is from RefSeq and is a predicted model, not a curated record. Lineage: Eukaryota; Metazoa; Mollusca; Bivalvia; Myida; Myidae.
AGUAAUUACAUCAGCUGUAAUAAGCGCUUAAAAACUCAGAUGAAUAUGUCUGCAAUAUUUUGGUUUGUUUUAUUUAUCAUUUCAACAGUAUUCGAUAUGAUACAUGCUGUUCGGAUGUUUUAUGCUUUAUUUCUAAGCAAAAUAUUUCACUCUAAAGUCGAAAAGAAGCAUCUGCUGGAAUUAAGUAGCUACCAAAAGCGCUGCAUGCCCAAUGACUUGGACAUAUUCAUGCACAUGAACAAUGCCAACUAUCUCAAGCAUUGUGACAUUGGGCGCAUUCUGAUGUGGAAACAGAAUGGAGUUUUGGAUAAAGUGUUUAAGAUGGGUGGUGGAAUGACUCUUGGAGCCAGCAACAACCGAUAUAGGAAAUCAAUAAUACUCUUUGAUCACUUUAGAAUUGAAACCAAGGUUAUAUACUGGGAUGACACAGCAUUCUAUGUGGAACAACAAUUCAUCAGAACAAAAGACAACUUUGUAUGUUUUGUGUCGAUUUUAAAGCAGACAUUAGUGGGCAUUAAACCGGAUGAAGUUGUGAAAAUUGUACAUCCCGAUAUAGAGAAGCCACCGUUAUUGCCUGAACUAGAAAAAUGGAUGGAAUCUAUAAGUUUUUCGAGUGAAAGACUACGAAAGACAUCUUAAAUGCUCAUUCACUUAACAAAUUGUUGCAAAGUUCAAGAACAAAGUCAUUAAAUGUUUAAAAUUGUAUAACAAAGAUUAGAAGAAGUAAAUCCAUGUUAAAGUUACAAAUAAAGGUAUAAAUAAC